Messenger RNA from Brassica oleracea var. oleracea, 1746 nucleotides. Its product is annotated as transcription factor bHLH60-like. Gene Ontology annotation, biological process: regulation of DNA-templated transcription. The transcript has 6 exons. Gene Ontology annotation, molecular function: DNA-binding transcription factor activity; protein dimerization activity. The coding region runs from base 370 to 1227 and encodes 285 amino acids. The record is from RefSeq and is a predicted model, not a curated record. Gene Ontology annotation, cellular component: nucleus. NCBI's taxonomy places the organism in Eukaryota, Viridiplantae, Streptophyta, Magnoliopsida, Brassicales, Brassicaceae.
AAACUGGUUUACACCUCUCUCGCUCUAUCUAUCGAACAGUGUCUUCUUCUCCACUAGCUAACGUUGCUUUCGUCCCUACUCAAGUUAGCUACGGAGUUCUUUUUUUUUUAUCUCUCAGACAGAGAAAGAGAAAGAGAAAGAGAAAGAGAAAGAGAGUCUCUCUUAAGAAACAACAAUACCUUCUUCUGGAAAGCUCUGUAAGAAAGAAAGAGUGAACUUCAAUGCAGACUCUUUGACCGCCAUUGACGCGCCUUCCUCGCCGGCGAUUUAUGCUCGCUUACUGACAAAGUUCAAACCUUUAUCUACUCAAACCUCUCUCUCUCCUUCUUCUGAGAUUGAGUCGGUGUUGUUGUUCGUGAGCUUCCGUUUAUGGAUCUGACCGGAGAAUUUGAAGCUAGAUCCUACGGAGGUGGGGCGACCCGGGAAGCUACAAGGCUUGAAUCGCUUCAUCUCGGAGAUGAAUUUCGACAAUUAGCGCUACCUCCGGAGAACGCCGGCGGGUUCACGGCGUUGCUUGAGCUUCCGCCUACACAAGCCGUAAACCUUCUCCGUUUCACUGAUUCGCCGUCUUCUUCUUCUCAAGCGGCGGCCGUCACCGGAAUCGCUCCACCGCCGCUUCACUCUUACGGGACUCUGACUUUUCCUUCUAACUCAGUCCUCAUGGAGCGAGCAGCUCGUUUCUCCACUGAGCAUCACCAAAACGGUAACGUUUCCGGUACGAGCUCGGUACCUUCCAACUCCAGCGUCAAAACCGAGCCUGCUGAGACCGAUUCAUCUCAAGCGGUGAACAAUCGAUCUGGCAAGAGGAAAGAUUCCGACAAGAAGGCUAAAAGCUCGACGAAGAAGAAGAGGAACAAAAGCUCUGAAGAGAACGAGAAGCUGCCGUAUGUUCAUGUUAGAGCUCGCCGUGGUCAAGCAACAGAUAGCCAUAGCUUAGCAGAACGAGCAAGAAGAGAGAAGAUUAAUGCACGAAUGAAGUUGUUACAAGAACUUGUCCCAGGCUGUGAUAAGAUUCAAGGUACAGCUUUGGUGCUGGAUGAAAUCAUUAACCAUGUCCAGUCUUUACAACGUCAAGUAGAGAUGCUAUCAAUGAGACUUGCUUCAGUAAACCCCAGAAUCGACUUUAAUCUAGACACUAUAUUGGCUUCAGAACUUCUAGGUUAUUUAUUGAUACAAACAUUAAACUCAGACCAUUUUAGAGCAUGGCAUAGGAAGUUCAGCUUCUAGUCUUAUGAAGAAAACUCAGGGAAAAUAAAUACACAACACACACCCACACACACUCUGCAAAAUUACAGCACACAAACAGCUUAGUGGGUCAGAACUCGGACCACCAUUCUUCUGUAAACCUUUCUGUGUCUUCUGUGACUCAUGUCAGAUGUGUAUAUUGAUGAGGUUUGAUGAUUUGAUAGAUUUUUUUUAAAAAAAUUAUUCCUCAGUAAUGUCUGUGGGUCUCUUCCAAAGAUCUGGUUGUUUCAUUAAAUUCAUAGUUUUUCCUUUUCACCUAUCUUUUUUUUUUUUUGGUCAAAUCUCAUAAUCACCUGUGGAUUCUAUCUAAAGUUAAUAAAUGCUCUCUCUUUCUGCUUACAGCUUGUACAUUACAUACCAAUAAAUAGCUAGGGGUCCCUCUCAUUAAACCUUGUUCUUUUAGGAUUAUAAUAACACCGCAACUACAGUUGACUUCCUACACUAGAUUAAUAUCUCUAUGAAUGAAUGAUCCCUGAGCUGAUAUCUUUUCCGGGUUUGGCU